Molecule: messenger RNA, 1476 nt
Organism: Aureobasidium vineae
Lineage: Eukaryota; Fungi; Ascomycota; Dothideomycetes; Dothideales; Saccotheciaceae
Source: the annotation of a GenBank genome assembly
AUGGAUAAAGGAGCAGCAGCAGCACCUGAGCAUGUGCUGCCUUCUCCCUCGCAGAUCACUCAAUCCUUGAACAACCUACACAAGCAACUUCCUCCUCGCGGACUUGGUUUCGAGGCCGCCAAACAGCAUUUAAAGCAAGAUAUGGCUCCUGCUCUCAAUGCGAACAGCCAAUCUUCCCGCUACUAUGGCUUUGUGACUGGAGGCGCAACUCCUGCUGCUAUCUUCGCCGACAACAUGGUCACCGAGUAUGACCAGAACGUCCAAGUUCAUCUGCCCGAGGAGACCAUAGCCACGGAUGUCGAAGCCGCUGCCUUGGACAUGGUGUGUGAAUUGGUUCGUCUGGAUCCGACAGUAUGGAAGCACAGGACCUUCACCACAGGCGCUACGGCAUCCAAUAUACUCGGCCUUGCUUGUGCUCGUGAGCAUAUUAUCAAGACUGCCGCAGCUCGACGUGGUGUCACGGCAGAUGUUUCGUCCCAAGGUCUCUUCGCUGCCAUGCGAGCUGCUGGUAUUCAUAAUAUUCGGAUUCUGACUACCACACCUCAUAGCUCACUCAAGAAAGCGGCGUCUAUUCUUGGUCUCGGACAUGAUAGUGUGAAUACUAUGUGCGAACAUGGAGUGAACAACCCUUACACAUUUGAUAUGGCACAGCUCGAGGAGGCACUACAGACGGGAGGCAGAAACAUAGCUACGAUCAUCUCAGUAUCUUGCUCUGAAGUCAACAGCGGCCUCUUCGCUACCGACGCUAACCUCAUGCUUCGCCUCCGCACGCUGGCUACUCGACACGGCGCCUGGCUGCACGUGGACGCGGCAUUUGGUCUACUCGCUAGGAUCCUUCCAUCCAACGCAGAGUACGAAUAUCUGAAGGACGGUGCAGGCGAGCUCCACCUCGCAGACUCGAUAGCUGCCGACGCACACAAGCUAUUCAAUGUUCCCUACGAUUGCGGCAUCUUUCUCUCGAAACACCUAGAUACUGCCACAGCUGUCUUCCAGAACCCAGGCGCACCAUACUUGAAUGCUCCUGACGGCACCGUACCUUCACCACUAAACAUUGGCAUUGAGAACUCGAGACGAUUCAGAGCUUUGCCCGUGUAUGCAAACCUGGUUGCUUACGGACGAGAUGGAUUCGUCGAAAUGCUCGAACGCCAGAUUGAACUCGCUCGUGAGAUUGCCGCUUACAUUGAUGCAAGUGAUGCCUACAGGCUUCUUCCCUCUAAGUACCACGAAGAAGGCUACAAUGAGCAGACUAUCUUCAUCAUUGUCUUGUUCAAAGCAGUCAAUUCAGACUUGAACGCAGAACUGAAACAGAAAAUCAACGCCACGAGGAAGAUUUAUGUUUCAGGAACCACUUGGCAGGGUGAAUCAGCAUGCAGGUUCGCGAUUUCGAACUGGAGAUCUAGCGUUCAGCAAGACUUCGAAGUCAUCAAGGAGGUGUUGGAUGGCGUUGCUGCUAGCUCUGUCAAUAGAAUUGCUUAA